AUGCUGCUCCGCUGUGUGCGCCCGUCGUCUACGAGCGCCGCGACCCGCCGCUCCUCGCUGUUCUGGCGCAGCUUUGCAUCAGCGUCCACUAACUCACUCGAAGUAUGUGUGCGGGAACGCCAGCUGCCACCCUUCGAGCGUCUGCAACUGGCGGAGAUCGAACCAGCGGUCAGCAAUGCCGCUGCCGACUACACGCGCGACCUGCACGAGCUUGAGAGAAAGCUUCGUGAAGCAGGCAAGAACGUCCAGUUCGGCGAUGUGGUGGACCCACUAGAGGUGCAGGGUGACGCACUAGGUCGCAUGUGGGGCAUUGUGGGCCACCUCAUGAGUGUGCGCAACUCGGAAGAGCUGCGUGCCGUGCACGACAAGCUACAGCAGCUGGUGAUCAAGACAGUAACCGAGGCUUCUCAGAGCAAGACGCUAUAUGACGCGUAUCUCGCUGUUCGAGAAAGCGACGAAUGGAGUGAGCUCGAGCUGGCUCAGCAGCGCAUCAUUGAUCUCAGUCUCCGCAGCGCGACGCUCAGCGGUGUCGGGCUCGAGGGUGAAGAGAAGGAGAAAUUCAACAAGCUCAAGCUGCGUGCUGCCGAAUUGAGCACCAAGUUCUCAUCGAAUUUGCUUGACGCUACCAAGGCCUAUUCAAUCACUAUCACUGAUACGAACGAGGUGGAGGGUCUGCCCCCUUCGCUGCUGCAAAUGUUUGCCCAGAGCGCUCGUGACGAGGGCCACGCGGAUGCCUCACCUGAGAGUGGACCGUGGCGUAUUACGCUGGACCCGCCAUCGUACGUGCAGUUCAUGAAGUACUCGGCUAAUCGCGCUUUGCGUGAGACACUCUAUCGGGCGUACGCGACCCGCGCGAGCGGCGAGUCUUUCGAUAAUGAAGGCAUCAUUUUGGAGCUCCUCCAGAUCCGCCAGCAGAUUGCGAACCUGCUUGGCUUCAAGUCGUACGCUGAGGUGAGCAUCUCGAAGAAGAUGGCACCAAGCGUGGAAGAAGUUGAAAAAAUGCACAGCGACCUUCGUGAAAAGUGCGUUGCUAUCGCCCACGAGGAAGUGGAGACCGUGGCAGAGUACGCAAAGCAGCACGGACAGACAGAGCCCCUGGCUCCCUGGGAUCUCGGUUUUUGGUCGGAGAAGCUCAAGGCGGAGAAGUAUCUGUUCACCGAUGAAGAGAUCAAGCCAUACUUCCCGCUUGAACGCGUUCUCGAUGGUCUGUUCGCCCUCACGUCUCGGUUGUUUGGUGUGACUAUCGAGGCUGCAGAUGGUCAAACCGAAGUCUGGAACUCCGACGUGCGCUUCUUCAACGUACGCAGCACCGAAGGUGACAAGGAAAUGAUCGCUCGGUUUUUUUUGGACCCGUACUCGCGUCCGAAGGAGAAGAAUGGCGGCGCGUGGAUGAACACGUGUGUGGACCGUAGCCGUCUACUUGGUCCCAAGGAGCAGGGCGGCAAGCGCAUUCCGGUGGCUUACAUCAUCUGUGAUCAAUCGCCGCCCGUGGGCGAGACGCCGAGCCUCAUGACGUUCCGUGAGGUGGAGACGCUUUUCCACGAAUUCGGCCACGGUCUGCAGCACAUGCUGACGCAAAUGGAGUACGGCGACGUGGCUGGUAUUAACGGCAUUGAAUGGGACGCUGUCGAGAUCCCAUCGCAAAUGAUGGAAAACUUCUGUUAUGACAAACACACGAUCGCUGCGAUCAGUGGGCACUACAAGACUGGUGAGCCGUUGCCUGAUGAGCUGUUCGAGAAGCUCAAGGCAGCGCGUAACUACAUGGUAGCCACGGGUAUGCUGCGUCAGCUGGGCUUCGGCGCACUGGACAUGUAUCUACACUCGCACUACUCACCAGAGGAGCCACUGUUUGCGGCACAGCGUCGUCUACUGGACGAGUACGCCGUGCUGAGCCCGCUGGAGGAAGACCGCUUCCUGUGCUCGUUCGCUCACAUCUUCGCGGGCGGCUACGCUGCAGGUUAUUACAGUUAUAAAUGGGCUGAGAUCUUGUCAUGCGAUGCUUACGGCGCCUUCGAGGAGGCAGCAAAGGAGAGUCCCGAGGCAGCAGCACGCGUUGGUCGAAAGUUCCGUGACACCAUCCUGGCGCGUGGUGGCGGCCAGCACCCGGAGCAGGUAUUUGAGGCCUUCCGCGGGCGCAAGCCGUCUAUGGUGCCGCUGCUCACGCAGUACGGCCUGGCCGAAAACUAA
Molecule: messenger RNA, 2187 nt
Organism: Phytophthora infestans T30-4
Lineage: Eukaryota; Oomycota; Peronosporomycetes; Peronosporales; Peronosporaceae
Product: oligopeptidase A, putative
Exons: 6
Coding region: 1-2187 (728 amino acids)
Biological process (GO): proteolysis; peptide metabolic process
Molecular function (GO): metalloendopeptidase activity
Source: RefSeq, a predicted model, not a curated record